UUGAGCCACUCGGAUGGUGGAGUUCUCUCCUUAGCCCAACAGUAUUGACAGUAUCCAGUCAGUCACAUACAGGUCUGCACUUCAUUACGCGCAGCGCAGUGCUGCCUUUUGGCGUAUAACGACGUAAAAGACGGUCGUCGAGAAUGGCUACAGACUUCUGCAGGUGAAAAUUUGCACAGAGACAAGGACCAAUUUUCAAUUGACAUUCAACUAGUUGCAGAAACUUCAGGAUGAGUCACAUGAUCUAAAGGCCUUGCUAAGCCAUGGAGUGACUUUGAACACUCAGUGUUUAAGUGGUGUGACCAAACAUCUGAACUGUCAUGGCCAAGACAACAGAGGUUCUCAACCUGUCCUUCCUCCUGGAACAUGAGCGAGAGCUGAUCCUCAGUGUUCUACAGAAAGACGAGAAACUCCGCAAACGAGAGGAGAAGCGAAUACGGAAGCUGAAGAAUGAGCUCCUGGAGCUGAAGCGAGGCGGCCGGCGCAGCAACCCAGAACAGCGUGAGUGUGGUGUGUGUCUACGUGCUCUGGGCCUCAUAGUGCAGAGGGGCAAUGUGUGCGCUGACUGCCGACGCCGUGUUUGCAGCUUCUGCACGGCUGUGUCCCCAAACAGCAGUCACAUCAAGUGCACUGUCUGCGCCAAGACUGCAGAGCUAAAGGUGGUCACAGGGGAGUGGUUUCUAGAGGAACGAGCCAAACGCUUUGAGUGCAUGACUGCUUCAAGCAGCGACAUGAUAAAACAGUCCAUCCUGAACAGUCCACCGGAUGGAAGUUCUGCCCAGAGGAAGUUUUCCCCAUCAGGUCUGGACGGGACUGCCAUGCUCCAGUCUGAGCGGUCAGCCACACCCCAGUCUGAGAAGAGCAUGGGGUGGAGCAUAGGCAAGAAGAAAGUGACAAACACACUAGCUGUAGAGUCGUCAGGGCUACCAACCACACCUAACAACAUGCGCUUCCAACCAGGCCGAUCACCAACACAGGCUGAAGGGAGGAAAAGGCCUGAUGGGGCUGAGAGUGUCUCCAGUCAUUUUAGUAGUGACAGUGUUCCAGAUAAGAUCUACGGUGGGCGGAACCAAAUAGAUUCAGUUACACCCUCUAUCGCCGUGUCCAGAGCCUCACUCUCAUCAGAUCGCAGUCGCUCUGAGGUUGACCUCAGUAAUCCAGGAGAAGAGUUUGCAAAUGACUCUCUGCAAAGUCGCUGCCGCUCGGUUCCAGGUCUCAAUGACGCAGACUCAGAUGAGGACAUUGAUGCCCUGCUGUCUGCCCAUUACAAAACCAACCGCAGUGUCAGCAGUGCUCAGUCUGUGUCUUCCACUUCAGGCUCAGUGCGAAAGUGGGGCUACCUUAAUGUACCCGACUCAGAUGCAGAGACUAGCAGUCUGAACAGUAUGAUGAGUGUGUACAGCGAGACAGGUGACUAUGGCAAUGCGUGCGUUUCCGGAGAGAUCCUGCUCAACAUCUCCUACAGCUACAAAACUGGAGCACUCAAUGUUCUAGUGCGCGAGUGCCGCUGCCUAGCAACCGGAGAUGAGAAGAGGCAGCGCACUGACCCAUAUGUCAAAACAUAUCUUUUACCAGACAAAUCCCGUCAGAGCAAACGAAAAACCAGCAUCAAAAGCAACACAACCAGUCCAGUGUUCAACGAAAACUUGAGGUACGUGGUGAGUCACUCUCAGCUGGAGACGCGCACUCUGCAGGUAUCUGUGUGGCAUCAUGACCGCUUCGGACACAACAGCUUCCUGGGAGAGACGGAGCUGACUUUUGAUUCCUGGGAGUUUGACACUCAGAUAGAGGAGUGGUUUGCCCUGCAGCCCAGGGCUGAGUGCUCUGCAGACUCUAUGAUGCAGUAUAAAGGAGAGCUGACUGUGGUUCUGAAGUACAUUCCUGCAGAGAGAAAUCUCUCACUGCCCCUGGACCAAGUACAAGUGAAAAAGGGAUUUCUGAAAGGGAAGAAGAGUAUCACUCUUCCAAAAGGAGGAAUGGUAGAGCUGCUGGUUAAAGAAGCCAAGAACUUGACAGCUGUCAAAUCAGGUUCUUCUGAUCCUUUUGUGAAAGGGUACCUACUGCCUGAUGACAAGAAAAGCACAAAGCACAAGACUGCUGUGGUGAGGCGUUCAGUGAAUCCACGUUGGAACCACACCUUUACCUACUGCGGCCUCCAGCACAGCGACCUGGACAGUGUGUGUCUAGAGCUCACAGUCUGGGACAAGGAGCCACUUGCCAGCAAUGUCUUCCUGGGAGGAGUCCGUCUAGGAGCUGGAACCGGUCUGAGCUAUGGGAGGGAGGUGGACUGGAAUGAUUCGUAUGGGGAUGAGCAGCGACUGUGGCAGCGCAUGAUUGACAACCCUGAGAUUCCUCUGGAGUGCACACUGAUGCUGAGGUCCAGCAUGGCCAAGAGAAAGUCAUAGAGGGGGCUGAGAGAGGAUAGCUAGUUAUCUUGCAAUACUCAUCAAAACUUAAUGCCCCUCAUCACCUUUAAAAAAAAAAAAAGUGCCCUUUGCACACACAGGUAGAAACAGCAUUAUCACGCACCUGCACACACAUACAUAGACUGUAUUUGUCCUCUAGACCAGCUGUGAUCACUUACUACGUCUUUACACACAGAUUGAUACCUACAUAUAUGACCACACACUGUCUUAUUGUCUACUCAACUCACAUACAGCCCUGCGUUUUGCAACUAAACAUGUAUUAUACAUGCACAAAAAUCCAAAAAUCGAUUCUUAGAUGCAUCGCAAUGCGGACGUGGACGAUUCUGAAUCAAUUCACAAAUGUCAAAAAUAGAUUUUCUAAAUUUGAACUGAUAAUGUAAUGUUGACGGAACGCAAAAGGCGGAACUUGGAAAUACGGACGCUCAGAUGCUCUGUGACGUGCACAUAACAAAAACACAACUGGAUGAGCGAGAAAUACGACCAGCAGACUGGUAUAACCCAAAUGUUAAGAAGCGCCAUUUUGUCCUUUCAACAAAAAUCAAACCACCUUGUGAGCCAGAACAUUUUAUGUCCAGUACGUCUCAGUAUAUGCUAA
Messenger RNA from Colossoma macropomum (tambaqui), 3021 nucleotides. RefSeq names its product synaptotagmin-like 5 (gene sytl5). The record is from RefSeq and is a predicted model, not a curated record. The transcript has 17 exons. Gene Ontology annotation, cellular component: plasma membrane; exocytic vesicle. Bases 321 to 2405 code for a protein of 694 amino acids. Gene Ontology annotation, biological process: intracellular protein transport; exocytosis. NCBI's taxonomy places the organism in Eukaryota, Metazoa, Chordata, Actinopteri, Characiformes, Serrasalmidae. Gene Ontology annotation, molecular function: small GTPase binding; phospholipid binding; neurexin family protein binding.